Mytilus trossulus (common blue mussel) is the source of this 3213-nucleotide messenger RNA. RefSeq names its product putative beta-hexosaminidase. The transcript has 9 exons. Gene Ontology annotation, cellular component: membrane. NCBI's taxonomy places the organism in Eukaryota, Metazoa, Mollusca, Bivalvia, Mytilida, Mytilidae. The coding region runs from base 70 to 2874 and encodes 934 amino acids. The record is from RefSeq and is a predicted model, not a curated record. Gene Ontology annotation, molecular function: beta-N-acetylhexosaminidase activity; polysaccharide binding. Gene Ontology annotation, biological process: glycosaminoglycan metabolic process; carbohydrate metabolic process.
CUCCUGGGGGCGGGUCUGUCGGUUAUUUAAGAUUCAAGGACCCGGUAAUCGUUCACUUGGUUCAGGAACAUGUUAACACUAAGAGGACUUGUACUCUUAUGCAUUUUAUUUGCUGCGUCUGUGUCUGCUUUAGACUUGGACAAAUUGUCUAAAACAUUGAAAGUCCGAUAUGAUGUUGUCAGGAAUGGAAUACUUAUGUAUGGAACAGUUUCAUACUAUGCUAACAUUACACUAGAAAAUGCCGGUACAGAAUCCAUACCACGUGAUGGCUGGGCUCUUUUCUUCUGCCACGAUACUCUAAUCCAGCCGGUUUACUUUAAUGCUUCAACAAACCAGUACACAGGUGGUGGACUCAUUCUGUCUGGAAACGUUACUCUCAGUCAUAUCAAAGGUUGCAUGUUCAAGUUUGAACCAUAUAACGGAGAAAACUUCUUGUACCACUUUUUACCCCUUCAACCAGGAGAGCGAAGAAAUAUUUCCUUUUUAGCAUCCAAUUGGGCAGUAAGCAAGUUCGACAUGUUCCCAAACUUCUACCUUGCAAAUGAAACACACACAGCUAUAUUACAAAACACCAAAGACAACGAUUUGUCAUACGUGUCUCCACUUGAUGACUUUCCAAAGUUCAUGAGAAACAUUCCCAAUGAUGCUGAAGGCGUUCCGCUGACGCCAUGGGAGAGAUAUAACGGUUACAAUUUCUCCAGCAAAGAAGAAGUCAAACAUAAAGUUUUACCAACACCAUUGCUGACAGAAACGAAGCCAGGAAGCAUUACCAUUGAUAACACAUGGACAAUUGACACGAACGGACGACCUAUUCUACAAGGGAUGGCUGAUUAUAUUAGUAGCAAGAAAUCCCCACUGACAAACAUGACGGUCGUCAAUAAGGAGGAUAACUCUCCAAAUGUCAUCCAGUUAUCACUCAAUCCUGGACAAAAGCAAGGCCCAGAAGGUUAUGCUCUACAAAUCACAGUAAAACCAGACAGAGUACUCAUCGUUGGUGGAACAUUAGGUGGACUUCAGAACGGAAUCCAAACUUUCCUGAGUUUAAUGGCUACCGGAAGUACAUUACCCGUCAUGAGAGUUGUCGAUAGACCUCGAUUUGAAUACAGAGGAAUACAAUUGGACGUUGCCAGAAAUUUCUUUAACAAGUCGACUGUGUUGAAACUUUUGGAAAUAAUGGCGAUGUACAAGCUUAAUAAAUUACAGUUAAAUAUGGCUGACGAAGAAGGAUGGCGUAUAGAAGUUCCGGGUAUUCCCGAACUAACUGAUAUUGGUGGUAGACGAUGCCACGACAUUAAUGAAACAAAAUGUUUGUUUUCCCAACUCGGUUCAGAUCCUAGCGGGAACGGAACAGGAUCAGGAUACUACACUCAAAAGGAUUACAUUGACAUCUUACGUGCAGCUAAAUUUAGAAACAUUGAAAUAAUUCCAUCAAUCAAUAUGGCUAAUCGGGCACGUGCUGCUAUUGUGGCCAUGAAUGCAUAUUCUAAACGUACGAAAAAUUACGACAUGGCUUUAAUGGACGUAACCAAUGCUCCAUUAUACUUAAGUGACAGUUUGUAUAGUGACAAUGCUAUAAAUCCAUGUAUGCCAUCCACAUAUAGAUUCCUUGACCGUAUCAUUAAAACAUUAAAGGCUUAUCACAAGGAUGCAGGUCAUCCCCUUAAACUGUUCAAUGUAGGCGGUGAUGAUUCUCCACGUGCUGCAUGGUUGAAUUCCACUUACUGCGUUGAUUUGGGAAUAGUCGAUCCCGAUCCAUGGAUGAGGAUUAAAGUCAAUUAUACCACGAACCUAGCUAACUUAGCCAGAGCUAAUGGAGUCAAUCUAGGAGCUUAUGAAGAGUUCUUUGUCGCUUUCCCAACACUUGACCCACUUGGUGGUCCACUCACACCUUUCUCAAGGUCACGUUUUCCAAAGGAAGUCGAAAUAUUUGUUACAACAAGAAAUACUCAGACAGAUACCUUGCUGAAGAGAGCAUUUGUUUUCGCCAAUAACAGUUAUAACGUAAUUCUGUCGCCCUCAAAUUUCAUGGCUUUAGAUCACGUGAGUGAACCUGAUUCAAGUCUUCCAGGCGAUUAUUGGGCUACAAGAUACAUCAAUAUAUCAAAGAUCCAUGGCUAUGCUCCAGAUAACUUCUGCUGUAACUUCCGACCAGACACAUUUAAUUAUGUUUCCACCCGAACAGACGAGAUGGAGAACUAUGGCUGCUUGGAUGACAUAUAUUGUGAUUUCCCAAUCGGCAAAACACUCGUAGAUAGAAUAUAUUCUAAUUUGAAAGGAAUGCAAACCCAGGUAUGGACUACAAAAAUCAGAAGCGAAGAACAUUUGUUUCAGCUACUUAUGCCUAGGUUGAUCGCUUUUGCUGAAAGGGCGUGGCACAAAGCUCCAUGGGAGUCCACUUACCAACCCAGGAUAAACCUCCGACGUGGUUUCCCAAGACCAGACCUAGAAGCACAGGAAAAAGAUCUUGUUGAACUUUUGAGUGUUAUUGGUCAUAAGGAAUUUGAUAGGUUGGCUGACCAUGGUAUUCAACCAUUUAUUCCUCCUCCAGGCGCAAGAAUCCUUACCAUCAACGAACCAGCCAAAAAUGGACAACCAGCCAAAGUCAGGAAAAUUUUACAGACUGACAGGUCAUACCCAGCAUUUACACAGCAAGUGAUCUCAACACAAAAUAAAUGGCAGGACAUCAAACCAGCAACAGAUAUUUCAAGUCUAAAGAUGACAGAACUCAAAUUUAGAGCAAGAAAUAAUGAUACGACUAAGUUCAGUAAAGUAACCACUCUACAAGUCGAGGAACCAAAAUCUCUACAACAAAGACUGUUUGAUGCUGGAUACUGGACGCCUCCACAACAAGUCCGUAGUCCACGUACAGGAUAAAUAUCCAAACAUAUUACCCUGUGAUGCUUGAGCUCUUCUCUGACACAAAAUUUAUCAAUUUAAUCGUUUAAGUGGGUUUUAUUUGGCUUUCAAGUGUCAAAACAAGGUUCAUUAUGUGUUAUGGGUUUGCGAUUUCAACGAUUUGUCAAAUAAUUUGACAUUAAAUGUGUCAAAGUAGACAUGACGAAUCUGACCAAUCGACAUCCAGCUUUCAUUGCUCAUUAAUCAUGGUCAUCAAUGUGUUUCAUCUAUGGUCAUGUGAGUGUAUGCCUUCAAACAUGUGUAAUUGUGGUGAUUGUUAUGUUCAUAAAUCAUGUGAAUAAAAACUUAUAAAAAUAA